Molecule: messenger RNA, 312 nt
Organism: Arctia plantaginis
Lineage: Eukaryota; Metazoa; Arthropoda; Insecta; Lepidoptera; Erebidae
Source: the annotation of a GenBank genome assembly
AUGGCUGCAGCAAUGAAACGCUUGAUUCCACUGCUUGACCGCGUCCUUAUCAAAAGGGCUGAAGCUAUUACGAAGACCGCAGGCGGCAUCGUGAUUCCCGAAAAAGCACAAACGAAGGUUUUACACGGUGAAGUGGUUGCUGUUGGGCCUGGUGCGAGAAAGGACAACGGUGACUUCAUUCCAAUUCUCGUUAAGGUUGGCGACAAAGUCCUUCUCCCCGAAUACGGCGGAACUAAAGUUUCUCUAGAGAAUGAUGAGAAAGAAUACCACCUCUUCAGAGAGUCCGACAUUCUGGCAAAAAUUGAUAACUGA